Messenger RNA from Pongo pygmaeus (Bornean orangutan), 2883 nucleotides. RefSeq lists its product as uncharacterized. The coding region runs from base 423 to 1001 and encodes 192 amino acids. The transcript has 10 exons. The record is from RefSeq and is a predicted model, not a curated record. Lineage: Eukaryota; Metazoa; Chordata; Mammalia; Primates; Hominidae.
GUGUGAGCCACCAUACCUGCCCUCUACCCUGGCUUUUGAGAAUCAAAAGAAGGAACCAAAUUUUCUUUAGCUCAACUAGGGCUGUUUCCUGAUUGCUUCAUCAGCAAGAAGCUGGUUAUUGGGCUGUCCAGGCCUCCCAAGCAGAACAGAAAUGAGGCUGGAGUUCAGAGGUGCAGCGAUGACUCACUGCAGCCUUAAGCUCCGGGUCUCAAGGAAUCCCCUUACCUUACCCUCCUGAGUAGCUGGGACUACAAAAACCGGGUCUUGCUUUGUCACCCAGGUUGAAGUUUAGUGGUGCAAUAAUGGCUCACUGCAGUCUCAAACUCCCGGACUCAAGCGAUCCUCCCACUGCAGCCUCCUGAGUAGAAGUGACUACAGAGUGAGGGUCUUGCUGUGUUGCCCAGGCUGGUCUCAAACUUCUGAUGUUACAUUAUCCUCCCACCUUGGCAUCUCAUAGUGCUGUGAUUACGGGUGGUCGCGUGAUGGUAACAGAUGCUGACGCGACAAUAAUAUCUUUAGGUGGAAGUUCUAGAGGCCGGAAUUCUGGUCCCACUGAUUCAAGGCGGGAGCAGGGCCAGUGCCUUCCAAGGCUCUGCGGGAGAAUCAGUUUCCUGGCUCUGGAGGUGGCCUGCACUCCUCAACUUCUGACACCCUCCUUGAAUGACUCCAGUUUCUUGCUUCCAUCACUACACCUCCCACCACUCUCCCAUCACCUCCUCUGCUCUUAUAAGGAUCCAGAGAAAUGGAAUGGUUGCGUCACUGAUCUACAUAAACAAUUGAAGAAUUGUCUGAAAGAAAAUACGCUGAAGAUUUGGGGAGCACUGAAGCCAAGACUGUUCUGUACCAAAAAUUUGAGGCACCUCCGAAUGAUCUGUAUAUGGAAGGACUGCCCAGAAAACAUUCCUCUCAGAAGUCCCUCAUGGUAUAGAAUCCCAAGGCUGGAAAAUAUCAUUCAAGUGGGUAGUCAAAUUAAAUUUGUUAUAAAAGACCAGAACUUCUGACUCACAGUAUAACUGAAGUUACUCAGCCACGAACAAAUACACCAGGCUUGGACUGAACUAUUUGGAAGGCAAGUACAGAUUCCUCUCUGCAGCCACCAACUUGUCUGUGCAGCCUUUAUAUGCCAGAAAGUCAAGCAGUGGUCUCACUUUUCUCUCCGACCUUUCAAAAUGCAGACAUCACUUAUCACAGGGCUUCUUCCCCUGUGUUUGUGGGAAGGCAAGCAGUGGGUCUCACUAAGCAAACACACUGUCAGCAGUGAGAGUCAGGGUUACCUGUUGGGGUUCUGCACACAGAGCUGCUUCUGUAAGAGGAUUCACUGGGUGAAAGUCUUUAAGCACUGCCGACAUUUCCAAAGAUGCCAGUCACUGAACUUCAAGUGGGCUUACAAGAACUGGCUAAUUUUUCACAUUGAUUUGGUUAAAUCCUAAUUCAGUGGGCCCAGACUUAUCCAGGAGCUAGAAGUUCCUGCUGCACAGAGUCUGGGGAAGACAAUGGAGCACUACUGGGUGGCAGGGGUAGGUUUGCUGCUUUUGUUGAAGGGCUGCAAGGCAUCAUGUCUGCACAUGGCUUCCAUUGCUAUUGAAGGGACAUUUACUAGGAGAAUAGCAAUAGUUUAGAAGAUCAGCUUUACUAGCCUUUAAAAUAAGCACAAUAACACAUACUUUUUAAAAAUCCAAUAAAUCAACAUUUUUUAAAAAUUGUGUUUCUGGACUCAGAAUUAACAUAAUCUGAUUUGAGGGGAAAGAGCUAUUAUCACAAAUUAAUAACUCAUCCAAUGCCUAUUAAGCAACUAGUAUAUGUUCAAGAUUAUUUAACAUAGUCUUAAUAUUAUCUUCACUGGCUAUGGCCAUCAGAAGUAUAAACUAAACGCAGGAAAUAAUCAAGAAAAGGACAGGAUAUUUUAUCCCAACACAAGAAAGACGACAUAGACAACUACAGAAGAUGCAGAGGUGGCUUAUUAAAAUGACCAAAAAGAUGAAGUGGUUUCUGCAUGAAGCAAUAUUGAGCUAGUCAGUCUCUUCAGUCACAAAAGGCAAAGAUUAAGGGGAAGAUGGCAAACUCCCAAAACUUUGAAGGAUACAGUCAAGGAAGAACAUGAACUCAUGAAUUCUGGACAGUUAAAACGUUGAGAGAGGCAAAUUCAGGAUCCAUAAAACAAAGUCCAACUUUACCCCUUCCUUGCUCAUUCAUUCAGUCUACAAUUAGUUGUUGAGCAUCUAUUACAUGCCUAACACUGUGUUAGGCACCGUGGAUAUAGGGGGAUCAAGAAAGCCAUAGUCCCUGCCCUCUGGCACAUAAACUCUACUAGGUUUUAUUAAGCUGAUGUUUUUACAGAUAAAUAUUUACUCAGUUGUCAAAUCUAACAUUCCAUUAAUUUCAUCAUUAUAAUUGUAAGUCACCAUUAAUUGCAAGACACCUGCCAGUUUCAGAAAGAUUAAAAUGUAAAGAAAAAUAUGUAAAUUUUAGAAUUGACAAAAUACAGCUACAAGUGUGGUAAGUGCUAUUAGAGAAAAUAAAGGAUGCCAGGAAAUGAUAAAUUAUGGAUGGCUGAACUUGGGAUAUGAUAGAAUCUGAGUCCUGGGGGCAAGGCUUGGUGGCUGGGGCCGGGCGUGGUGGCUCACACCUGUAAUCCCAGCACUUUGGGAGGCCAAGGUGGGCGGAUCAUGAGGUCAAGAGAUCGAGACCAUCCCGGCUAACAUGGUGAAACCCCGUCUCUACAAAAAAUACAAAAAUUAGCUGGGCGUGGUGGCACGUGCCUGUAGUCCCAGCUACUAGGGAGGCUGAGACAGGAGAAUUGCUUGAACCUGGGAGGCGGAGGUUGCAGUGAGCCGAGAUCACGCCACUGCACUCCAGCCUGGUGACUGAGCAAGACUCCAUCUC